Molecule: messenger RNA, 1128 nt
Organism: Argiope bruennichi
Lineage: Eukaryota; Metazoa; Arthropoda; Arachnida; Araneae; Araneidae
Exons: 1
Coding region: 1-1128 (375 amino acids)
Source: RefSeq, a predicted model, not a curated record
AUGCCAAGAAAUCGCAAAGGGGCUGAUUUGAGCCGCUGUACAAGUAAAGCUGGAAACUUGCGAAAUAGCAGAUCCGAAAGAACAGAAGAACAAAUCCAGCAACAAAAUACUGAUGCACGUGUCAGAAUGGCGCAAUUGCAUCAAGAAGAGCCAGAAGAUACACGAGCUGAACGCAAUGAAGUCAGAAGAUUAGAACAACGACAAUCACGCCGUUUCACAGUCAAUAGACGAAGAACAAAUGACCAACAACGACAACAGGUACAUCGAGCAUUUAUAUCUGAUUCAUUCCUGCGUCUAGCAUUCCAGUAUGAGCCCGAUAUUGAAUAUUAUGCUCAUUCAAAAGUGGUAAUUGGUGCUAUGGACAAGGAAUGUCCGCAUUGUCAUGCUCUGAAAUUCAAAAAUGAGCCAGCUGGGAUGUGUUGCGCGUCAGGAAAAGUGCAACUACCUGAAAUUGAAACACCACCUGAACCAUUGAACGGCUUACUUAUCGGCACGGAUCCAGAUUCUAACGUGUUCCUGAAGUCAAUUCGAAGAUUCAAUUCAUGCUUUCAAAUGACAUCGUUCGGAGCAACAGAAAUAGUUCGAAAUACUAAUGCAAAUGGUCAACAAUUCAAUUCUACAUUCAAAAUCAGAGGCCAAGUUUAUCAUAAAAUGGGCUCACUGCUGCCAAUGCCAAACGAACCACAUAAAUUCUUACAAAUCUACUUUAUGGGCGGCGAGGAUUCCGGAAGCGCACUUGCCAAUCGCGUGAAUGCACGUUGUGAUUAUAAUAACCUUGAUUCACUUUAUGCCAGGCGCAUCAUCAGCGAGCUAGAUGCUCUUUUGAACGAGCACAACGAGUUGUUGAAAAUAUUCAAAUCACAUAUGCACCAAUUACAAAGCGAUAAUCACGCUAUCGUCAUUAAUCCUGAUAAAACACCAGCUGGAGAGCAUAUUCGUAGAUUCAAUGCACCCGUUGUUGAUGAUGUUGCUGGAAUCAUGGUUGGCGAUUGUACAGCUGCACGAGAAAUUCUGAUUCGAAAUAAUAAUCUUCAGUUCAUUGCUGACACACAUCGUUCAUAUGACGCUCUCCAAUAUCCGCUAAUAUUCUGGAAGGGACAAGACGGAUAUUGCAUAAACAUAAAAUAA